Molecule: messenger RNA, 1811 nt
Organism: Exaiptasia diaphana
Lineage: Eukaryota; Metazoa; Cnidaria; Anthozoa; Actiniaria; Aiptasiidae
Product: gamma-aminobutyric acid receptor subunit beta-2-like
Exons: 8
Coding region: 1-1428 (475 amino acids)
Biological process (GO): regulation of membrane potential; monoatomic ion transmembrane transport; nervous system process
Cellular component (GO): membrane; synapse; neuron projection
Molecular function (GO): transmembrane signaling receptor activity; neurotransmitter receptor activity; extracellular ligand-gated monoatomic ion channel activity
Source: RefSeq, a predicted model, not a curated record
AUGAAGGGCGUGUUUUGCGUGUUUUUAUGGUUUAUACGAGGUUCGGCUGUCGUACACUGCUAUUGUAGUCUAACAGGUGUUUUUUCUUCCUUUGUCAGAGGCAAUGGUAAUUCCAGUGUGUCUUCGAUCCUUGACCGAAUACUAAAGCAUGAAAAGUACGACAAGAGGCUAAGACCGAGUUAUGGAGAUGGACCUGUCGUUGUCACUGUUGGAUUCUGGGUACUUUCCAUCGACUCUAUUAAUGUUGUCGAUAUGGAUUACACAUUAGAUAUUUUUCUUAGACAAUCAUGGCGUGAUGAGCGAAUGGCGCACGAGCUCAACACAACAAUGUUUCUCAGCAACACAGUCAUGGAUAAAAUAUGGAUGCCAGAUUCUUACUUUGUCAAUGCGAAGUCAGGAAGCUUUCACAAAGUUACCAAAGAUAAUAUGAUGAUCAUGAUCAAACCAGGAGGAAUAGUACAAUACAAUGCAAGGGUUACUAUACGUUUGUCUUGCCCAAUGGACUUAAGAGCGUUUCCCAUGGACACACAGCAUUGUCCGCUUACCAUAGAGAGCUAUGGCUACAGUACCAAGCACAUUGUAUUCAAAUGGGAAAUUCCUGGCAAUGAUGGCUUAGGGUUUGUGCCACAAACCUUAAAAAUGCUGCCUCAAUACAAACUUGCUAAAGUUGAAUUAGCAACGUUAAAUAACGUUUAUGUUGUAGGAAAUUGGUCAGGUCUCAAAGCGACAUUCACGUUUGAAAGACUGUACAGCUAUUUUGUAAUUCAUGUGUACGGGCCGUGCUCGUUAAUCGUCUCCAUUUCGUGGGUUGCAUUUCUUCUUCCUCGUGAACAAGCGCCAGCUCGUAUUACUUUAGGAGUUACGUCUGUAUUGACCGUUGUCACCGUUCUCAAUAUGCUGAACAACUCCAUGCCGAAGGUCAAUUAUGUGAAAACUAUUGACAAAUAUCUUAUAGGAUGCUUUUUAUUUGUAUUUGCAACUCUUGUCGAGUAUUCUCUCGUUCUCUGGUUUUCCAAAGCUAUGAAGAAGUACAGACUAUGCCGUGAAGAAUGGCGGAAACAGCACGAUGCUGAAGAAGGAAUAGAUUCUCAAGUGACUUUCAGACAAAAGAUGAAUAAAAUGGAAAAUGGCAAAGUAUGCAGCUCUCAUUUGGUCAAAAUGGAAAUGAAUGACGUUGAAAAGGAAAUGUUUAUCAAUAAUUCUAGACACAGAGAUCAAAUUCGAACACCAAGACACUUCAACACUUAUUUCCCAAGAAGAAAGGUUUCUCGGCCACACUGUACACGAUUCAAGGACUUCAUUUACUCGGAAUCUUUCGUUGGUGGUAUAGAUGGCUAUGCUCUUGUUUUCUUCCCGACAAGUUUUGUUGUAUUCAAUCUCGUUUACUGGAUAUCUAUCUUCUCAUUUGAAGACGUUUUUGGAUUUUAGCUCAAAAAGAAUUCUCUAUUCAAUCUUUGAAAGCGAGUUUUUCUUGGCUUUGCGUCAUCACGGACAGUACGUGCUCACUCACUGGAGAAAAAUGAGAUUUUUCAAGCAAUGUAUUAGAUAUAUUUUACAAUAAAAGGUUUACCUUUGCAUGACAAUUCAUCGUUGGAAUACAAUAAUGAGAAAUAUGGACUCAAAAUCAAAGUUCAAGAAAAAAAUCAAUGACAAUCAAAGUUUAAAGAAAAAAGUCAGUGACUACUGAGAAUGCGGACUGCUCGUUUGGUCAUCCAUGUGGGAUAAAAAUACGACAAAAUUGAGCAGAAAUUAUCUUGACGUGCUAUGUAUGUUUUAGUAUUCUUUAAUAUAGUUUUCUAUUAUUUCUUGAA